UCGGUCGUAGCCAUAGAGUCUAUGGUGGCAGUUAAUAUCUCCCAUAGCCCUGAACGCAACACAACGCCACGUCAGCUGAUCAGCGCCAGAGCAGUGCAAAACUCACGUGAGUCUUGUCAACACGUGACACUCUGGACCAGGAAUCAUCAUGGCUGCAGCACCUCAACCUGUCUACUGGCUGGGUAAUGACACCCUGAGGGUGUCAGCUGCCCUUUUUGCAGAGAACCGUCAGCGACUGUGCAAAGGGCUGAGAGCCAAAGAUGGAGUGGUGCCAAAGUCAGUGGUGGUUCUUCAGGGAGGAGAACAGAAGCAGAGGUACUGCACGGACACAGACCUCCUUUUCAGGCAGGAGUCUUUCUUCCACUGGGCUUUUGGAGUAACUGAGCCUGACUGUUAUGGAGCCAUUGAUGUGGACUCUGGGAAAUCCAUCCUUUUUGUUCCCAAACUGCCUGAAAGCUAUGCCACGUGGAUGGGAGAGAUCUUUCCUAAAGAGCACUUCAAGGAGAAAUACGCUGUGGAUGAAGUGCAAUACACCUGUGAUAUUGUUGAUGUCCUGACCAACCUGAGACCAGCAGUGCUCCUAACACUGCGAGGACAGAAUACAGACAGUGGGAGCAUCUGCCGUGAAGCCUCCUUUGAAGGAAUUAGUGGCUUCCAAGUGAACAACAGUCUUUUACACCCCAUCAUUGUGGAAUGCCGUCUGAUUAAGACUGAUAUGGAGCUGGAGGUCCUGCGCUACACCAACAGGAUUUCCAGUGAAGCCCACAAAAUGGUAAUGAAGCAUGUGAAACAUGGACAGAAAGAAUAUGAAAUGGAGAGCCUGUUCCAGCACUACUGCUACACUAAAGGAGGGAUGCGCCACACCUCGUACACCUGUAUCUGUGGAACGGGCAAUAAUUCCUCUGUCCUCCAUUAUGGCCAUGCUGGGGCUCCAAAUGACAAGACAAUUAUGGAUGGAGACAUGUGUCUGUUCGACAUGGGUGGAGAGUACUACUGCUACUCAUCAGACAUCACCUGCUCCUUCCCAGCCAACGGCAAGUUCACUCCAGAUCAGAGGGCCAUCUAUGAGGCCGUCCUCAAAUCCUCCCGAGCGGUCAUGGCUGCCAUCAGACCAGGUGUGAAGUGGACUGACAUGCACCGGUUGGCUGACCGGGUUCACCUGGAGGAGCUGGUGAAGAUCGGCAUCCUGAGCGGCAGCGUGGAGGACAUGAUGAAGGUCCACCUGGGCUCUGUUUUCAUGCCCCACGGCCUGGGACACCUGCUGGGCAUUGAUGUGCACGAUGUGGGGGGCUACCCUGAGGGAGUGGAGCGUAUUAAUGAGCCUGGACUGAGGAGCCUUCGGAUGGGCCGUCUGGUGCAGGAGAGGAUGGUCCUCACUGUGGAGCCCGGCAUAUACUUCAUCAACCACCUGCUUGACCAGGCCCUUGCCAACCCUGUCCAGAGCUGCUUCAUCAACAACCAAGUGCUGGCUCGCUUCCGUGGCUUUGGAGGGGUUCGCAUUGAAGAUGACAUCGCAGUGACAGCGAAUGGCAUAGAGCUGCUGACCUGUGUCCCUCGCACUGUGGAGGAGAUUGAGGCUUUCAUGGCAGACUCUGCAAAAACCUUCAGCCCCGUCGUCAGCAGUGAGAAACCCUGAAUGACAUCUACUCAUAACAUCUGUGCUGUACGUUUUGAUGUCACUAAUGAACACAUACAAACAACAAAGAAUAUUCUUCAGUAAAACUGCAGUUAUUACUCUCACUCUUGUCUGACUUACAUAUGAUACACAAUCAAGAUAAUUAUCAGUAGAAUUAACAUGAAUGACUAACAAGCAAAACAUGAAAUUUCAAACAGUAGCCUAUCUUUAUGAAGGUUUUAUAAUGGACUGAAAAUGGUUAUGAAUCAACAGUCACUUUUAUGGAAUCGUCUCUAUCUUAGUAUAGUAACAGUUCAUUUUUUUGACUUUUGGGAAAAGAAAUACAUUUUUUAAAAUAAUUUUUAUUCUUAUAUGUUCCCGUUUGUAAACACUGAUACACAAACAAUCCAGUGAAAUUGAAUUAAAAUUUUUCAUUUGCAA
Molecule: messenger RNA, 2056 nt
Organism: Lates calcarifer (barramundi perch)
Lineage: Eukaryota; Metazoa; Chordata; Actinopteri; Centropomidae
Product: xaa-Pro dipeptidase
Exons: 15
Coding region: 149-1636 (495 amino acids)
Molecular function (GO): manganese ion binding; metalloaminopeptidase activity
Source: RefSeq, a predicted model, not a curated record